AAUGGAUUAUUAUUAUUAUUUCCAUUAUUUAAUGAUAAUAAUCAUCAUCAAUUCAUUGUCAGUUUUCUGUCAGGAACAGAGUCAAAGAGAAUAUCGUGAAUUAAUAACAGAACAAAUUAUUUUCUUACCUAAAUAUUAUCAAGUUUUUAACCAUACUGACUUACCAGUUGUAAAAAACGAGUUGUCAAUUACGCUAAAAAUAAAUAUUAUAAAACAUGAAUACAACGGCUACUACCAUACCAUUUUUUAUAAAGGUAACACAUCUGACAAUCAAACACCUUCACUCUGGCUAAGAGCAACUGAACCAGUUCCGUUAGUAAGGUGUUCGACUACUAGUAACAUUAGAACUGGAUUUGAGUUGGAUGAUUAUGAAUUCCGAAUUACUCAAUGGUACCAUAUAGCUUAUACAAUUUCAGACCCUGAUAAACGAAUGAAUUUGUAUAUAGAUGGUAAAUGGGUUGGAUCUUACAGUCUCAGAAUAAUCCAGAAUGAAUUUAUCAUAUUCAAUGAUGAGCCGUUAUAUAUUGGAAAAAACCCCCAUUCCGCUAGUAACGAUGGAUUUUUUGGACUAAUUAGUAAUUUUCGUUAUUAUAACUUUCGUCUAUCUCACGAAGAAGUAUUAAAGGAUUAUUCGGGUGAAGAUCCAACAAUAAUCAAUGAUGAUGAUUCGGGAACAACUAGUAAUUUUAUUUUAGUUAUAGUAUCAUACUUUCUUGGUAUGAUAACUUUAGCAGGUGGUUAUAUUCUACGUAAUAGUAUAAAUCGAAGACAAUAUCAAACAAUCGAUUGAAGAAUUAAAUAAUAGAUUUUUUGGAAUAAAAAAGUAAAUAUAUUUCAUUACGUUAAAAAUAUGCCUGCAUUGCAAAGAAGCGGUGUAAGAUCAUAUUUCAUUAAAUUUAGUUAUCACUAAACGGGGAAGUUCAGUCUAAAUCAUAGGAGACCUUAAAAAAUAAUGAAUUGAACUGAAAAAAUUAAAAAUUUGUAUGGAGAUAGAUACCUACUUUCAAAAUUUUUUACACAUCACUUAUUUG
Rhizophagus irregularis DAOM 181602=DAOM 197198 is the source of this 1031-nucleotide messenger RNA. NCBI's taxonomy places the organism in Eukaryota, Fungi, Glomeromycota, Glomeromycetes, Glomerales, Glomeraceae. The record is from RefSeq and is a predicted model, not a curated record.